Molecule: messenger RNA, 1092 nt
Organism: Cinclus cinclus
Lineage: Eukaryota; Metazoa; Chordata; Aves; Passeriformes; Cinclidae
Gene: CHST10
Product: carbohydrate sulfotransferase 10
Exons: 5
Coding region: 16-1092 (358 amino acids)
Biological process (GO): carbohydrate biosynthetic process; proteoglycan biosynthetic process
Cellular component (GO): membrane
Molecular function (GO): sulfotransferase activity
Source: RefSeq, a predicted model, not a curated record
CUCACAUCUGACAACAUGCACCACCAGUGGCUGCUACUAGCUGCAUGCUUUUGGGUGAUAUUCAUGUUCAUGGUUGCUAGCAAAUUUAUCACAUUGACUUUUAAAGACCCAGAUGGCUAUGGUGCCAAGCAAGAGCCAUUGAUACUGACAGCUGUGACAAAAGUGGAGGAGGUACAUGUGCCAGAGGAAAAACAUUGGCCUGAAGAACUCCAGCCAACUGGAAAAACUUUGUCAGGAAAUCUGAUCCACCAACCCCUUGUUCAUAUGGAAAGACUUGAGCUUCUCAGGAAUGUCUGCAGAGACACUGCAUUGAGAGAUCUCUCUCACACUGCAGUUUCCAAAUUCGUCUUGGACCGAAUAUUUGUGUGUGACAAGCACAAGAUCCUGUUUUGUCAGACACCAAAAGUGGGCAACACUCAGUGGAAAAAAGUCUUGAUCGUUUUAAAUGGAGCAUUUUCUUCCAUAGACGAGAUCCCAGAAAACAUUGUACAUGAUCAUGAGAAGAAUGGCCUUCCACGCUUGUCCUCUUUCAGUGACUCUGAAAUUAAAAAACGAUUGAAUUUAUACUUCAAGUUUUUUAUUGUUAGAGAUCCAUUUGAAAGACUUAUUUCUGCGUUUAAAGACAAGUUUGUGCACAAUCCUCGGUUUGAACCUUGGUACCGGCAUGAAAUUGCUCCCGGCAUCAUUCGUAAAUACAGAAAGAAUCGCACAGAGACCAAAGGGCUGCAGUUUGAGGAUUUUGUGCGCUACCUGGGGGACCCGAAUCACCGGUGGCUGGAUGUUCAGUUUGGUGACCACAUAAUUCACUGGGUAACAUAUGUGGAACUUUGUGCUCCCUGUGAAAUCACAUACAGUGUGAUUGGACACCACGAAACCCUGGAGGACGAUGCUCCGUAUAUCUUGAAAGCAGCUGGCAUAGACCACUUGGUAUCAUACCCCACAAUCCCACCAGGAAUAACAGUGUACAACAGAACAAAAGUAGAGCGGUACUUUUCAGGAAUUAGCAAGAGAGACAUAAGACGCCUCUAUGCACGAUUUGAAGGAGAUUUUAAACUCUUUGGUUAUCGUGAGCCUGAUUUCUUGCUUAACUGA